AUGGAAAGAACGCAAUCAGCACUUAUGGAUGUUGAUAAAAACUACUACGAUAUAAGAGAUAUAUUGGCGUGCAAACAAAGUCUUAAAUGUUUAUUCUCCAGUCCUCUUCCUCGAGAGAUCUUCCACUUAAUUGGUCAAAGAGCCCCAGAUAUGGAAGGAGGUUUCUUUCGAGCAGAUUUGCCACUUUUCAUGAUCAGGACUUUGCCGAAUUGUAGGGUUGUACCUCCAACCGAAUUCAGUCCAGUACAAAUGCAAGUUUUGCGUGCAGCACCAGAGCAUGUCGAUGUGAUGCAUUUGAAUCAGUUCUACUUCAUCCUUUCGAAACAUAUUGUCAGAUUAAUUCCAGAUGAAGAUGGACGCUUUCUGGCAGAAACAGCACUGUUUUCAUUUCUUCAGCGUAGUGGUUGGAUCUUAAACUGUGCGUUGCAUCAAGGCGCAAAGCCAAAGAAAAUUGACUCAACUGAAGUGCAACUUUAUCGAGAAGCACUCAGGUGUGCUAUGCAGUUCAGUCGCUGGUUCAAUUCGAGGCAAGCCAUUUGUCGUAAAAGAGACGGUAGUCAUUUAGAUUGA
Messenger RNA from Brugia malayi, 570 nucleotides. RefSeq lists its product as uncharacterized. Bases 1 to 570 code for a protein of 189 amino acids. The transcript has 4 exons. NCBI's taxonomy places the organism in Eukaryota, Metazoa, Nematoda, Chromadorea, Rhabditida, Onchocercidae. Gene Ontology annotation, cellular component: GINS complex. Gene Ontology annotation, biological process: mitotic DNA replication initiation. The record is from RefSeq and is a predicted model, not a curated record.